Messenger RNA from Aricia agestis (brown argus), 8923 nucleotides. It is a transcript of the gene rno, whose product is annotated as PHD finger protein rhinoceros. Lineage: Eukaryota; Metazoa; Arthropoda; Insecta; Lepidoptera; Lycaenidae. The record is from RefSeq and is a predicted model, not a curated record. Gene Ontology annotation, biological process: regulation of transcription by RNA polymerase II. The transcript has 6 exons. The coding region runs from base 424 to 8358 and encodes 2644 amino acids.
GUUCAUGCUGUAUUGUAUUCCGAUAAUUUGUGUUAUUUCUAACAGUCCUGAUGUUUAUUAAAUGUGUGUUUGUGUUUUGCCUAACCAGGUUUUAACUAACGUGGAAUCUGGUCUCAAUGUAUAUGUUAAGUGGAAAGUUCUUCUCCAAACUAAUGACAUUAUAUGAACUCGAUGUGCGUUUUAGCCAUUUUAUUUGGCUUGCGUUGGUGAUUCGUAUGUAGUCACGUGACCUAGGAGAUUUCGGAUCAAUGGCGCCAAAUGACUGUUAUAGAAAAUGUCUUACCUGCUGCUGUUUUGUAGUUUCAAACUGAAGUUACAUCAUGUAGUGAAUGAUGUGACAUUUUACACGAUGCUGUUGCCACGAUCCAAGAGUAAAUCUUCAAAGGGUUCGUGAACAUGUAGGUUGGCGAUAAAUAAUACAAAAUGUCGCUGCGUGGCACAAAACGGGCCACUGGAGUGCGUGGGGAUGAAGCGGGUUCAUCCAAAAGACGUCGGACAGAGCCCGAGGACGCACUCUGGCAGCUCCGGCCUGUCAUCGACCUUAAGAUGUCAUCCAUAUAUAACAGGAGUGCCUCAGAGGCACCCGCUGAACUUUUCAGAAAAGAUCUCAUCAGUGCAAUGAAAUUGCCUGACUCAGAGCCACUCACUUCGAGUGAGUAUUGGAUUAUAACCGAUACAUGGAAGCAGGAUUGGGAGCGAGGUGUCCAAGUGCCUGUCAAUCCCGAUUCGCUGCCAGCACCAAAAGUUAAAAUCAUUGAAAAUCCCUUACCUCCAGAUUUUCAACCAUUCAAAUUACCUAAAGACAAGUACAUACAUUUGACAAGAGAUGCACACUAUCAAGCGGACAAGCAUGUGCUCAGCUCAACACCAGCCAGGGCAGAAGCCGCUUGCAGCUAUGACUUGGAUGCCACAGAUACGGCAUGGCUCAAACUGCUGAAUGCAGAGCGUGCUAGAGCUGGGGCACCAUCCGUCUCAGAAGACCAGCUUGAAAAAGUCAUCGAAGAAUUAGAGGUUCGAACAUGGGACAAAAUUCAAGCAAUCAUAAAGUCUGAAGAGGGUCUAGGCAUCGAGUAUGACGAAAAUGUUAUUUGUGACGUUUGCCGGUCCCCAGAUUCCGAAGACGGGAAUGAAAUGGUCUUUUGUGAUUCAUGUAAUAUUUGUGUGCACCAAGCCUGCUAUGGAAUAACUGUCAUUCCAGAUGGUCAAUGGCUAUGUCGACCCUGCGGAGCUGGCGUAAGGCCUACUUGCGUGUUGUGUCCCAACCUCGGAGGAGCUAUGAAGUGCACUCCCUCAGGACACAAAUGGGCACAUGUCAGUUGUGUCUUAUGGAUACCUGAGGUAUCGAUUGGUUGUGCAGAAAAGAUGGAACCCAUUACAAAAAUAACUUCAAUACCUCCUUCACGUUGGUCUCUAGUGUGCAUACUUUGUCGUGAACGUAAAGGUGCAUGUAUACAGUGUUCAGUAAAGACUUGCAAAACUGCAUAUCACGUAACAUGUGCAUUUAAACAUGGACUAGAAAUGCGUGCAAUAAUUGAAGAUGAAAAUGCUGAUGAUGGUGUUAAACUGCGUUCAUAUUGUCAAAAACAUAGUGUCAAUUCCAAGAAAGAAAAAAGUGCUGGAUCUGGAUCUGAAGAAGAAGAAGUUAAGAGAAAACGUCGUAAAGAUAUGACGUCGGAAGAAAAGUCCCAAGCUCGUGCAGCACGGCUUUCUGAAAUUGAAGCAGAAUUUGAUCGACAUGUUAGUGUUAAAGAUAUAAGUACUCACUUACUAGACGUUGACCAAGAAGCUAUCAAUUACAUUUAUAAUUAUUGGAAGUUAAAGAGGCGUGCUGGUCACAAUCGUCCUUUACUACCACCUAAAUCAGAUGAUAAUGAGCUUCUGACUCAUAGACAAGAGCAGGCUGAUCUUGACAAAAUGAAGAUGUUUGUACAGUUAAGGCAAGAUCUUGAAAGAGUUCGUAACCUAUGUUACAUGGUGAGUAGAAGAGAGAAAUUAUCUCGUUCUUUCUUCCGUAUGAGAGAGCAGACAUUUCAUAAACAAGUUGCAGUACUUUCUUGUGAUACAACUAUAUCUGGCCUGGAUCUAGAUGCAAUCAUUGAAGCCAAUCAUGGGCCUUCAAUAUACGACAGACUUUAUUCCCAUCCAGAUGCCCCUGACCAUAAAAAUGACUUUGAUGACUUAUUAGCUCGAAUAGCGCCCCAAGAAUCCAGUGACGAGAAAAAGAAAGAUCGAAAUGGUCUUGUACGUGGCUGUAGAUCAGCAAAUCCAUAUAAAAAGCAUUAUGUGAAUGGUUCACGAAGGAGUGGUAGCAUGUACAGUGGACUUUCAAGUGAAGAAAGUGGUGCCGAUAUAAGUCGCAAUUCGAAAUAUCGCGGGCGAACUAUCGGCUCUAGCACUGAUGAUGAUGUUAAGAAAACCUCAACAUCUCCAAAGAAGAAAGUUUCUCCAAAAAGUAGAGCUAAAAAGUCUCCUACUAAGAUUGAUAGGAAGAAGAAGAAAGUUCCUCAAUCUAAAGCACUUGUUGAAAGUAGUAGUGAGGAAGAAGCUUUUAAGCAAAGAACAAAGAAAGAUCGUACACGUAGUAAAACACUGCAGCAAAUGGAAAAGGAAAUGGCUGCAGGUAAGACUGGCCAGUCUGGAACUGACAGUGAUGAUUUGAUUCCAAUGAGAUCCACAAGAAAUAAUAAAUUCACGGUUGAUAUUUACUCUGACAGCAGUGAAACUUCUGAUAAAGUUGAGAAUGAUAAAACUAAAUUGGAUAGAACUAAGACUGAGAAAUCAAAAAUAGAAAAAUCCCCCCAUGAGAAUGAUUCACAACAGUCAUUGCCAAGAACAAAAGCAGCAAUGAAAGAAUUUAUACCUACACAGCCCGAAAAGAAAACACCUGUUAUAGAAGAAAAACCUGCUCCAAAGAAAAGGGGAAGGAAACCUUCGAAUAAAGAGAAAAAGCCACCCCCUAACAAACCAAAAGAAAUAGAUGAAGUGGCUAAAAAUAAAGAAAACAUUAAAUUUUCUAAGAAAAAAGAUCCAACAGAUUUAAUUGUUCCUCAAAGGCAAGCUGCUAAGAAAGCGUCGGAAAAUAUGAGAUCUACAACUACAACUAAAAAGGACGAACCAGAAAAACAAGUGAGUAGUGAUGAUGCCAAAAAUAAGCCUAAAAUAAAGGGUAAAGGAAAGGAGAUAAAAGAAAGUCCUGAAAAGAAGAAGAAAAUUUCAAAGGAUGUUGAAAAAGAACCAAUCGCAUAUGUGCCGCAAAGACAAGCAGCGAAAAAGGCGGCCGCCCAUAUUAAAAGUGGAUUAGGUUCUAAAAUUCCUGUUGGUGAAUCCACGGACGCAGAUAAAAAGAAAGAAAUCGAAAAGCCUGAUACAUUAAAGACAUCUCCGAAAAAAGAGGACAUUAAAAGAAAGUCACCACAAAAGGAAUCUUCCAGUUCAUCAUCUAAUACAAGUAGCAGUAGCUAUUCAUCAUCGUCAAGUUCUGAAGAUGAACAAGAGAAACCUAGUAUGAAACCAACAGCUAAAGCUCGUGAGAUAAAACCAGCUCAAAGGCCUCCAUCCAUGUUUUCUCCACCUGGCUCUAGACCUACAGUGGACUUGCCCUUUCUUGACAAGGUGUCAAGACCAUUGUCUUCAACUAGUGCCUCAAGUGAUUCUGACAGUUCAAAAGGAUCUAGAUCCGGAUCUGGAAGUCCUUCUCCAAAGCGUCCCCGUAGACGCCGAAAGGGCAAAAGCCUCUCAACUGAUGCUUCCCCACGCAAGGCCCCAGACAAGAAGCUUAAAACUUCCGAACGGGCGCCCGAGCCUGGGGUAUCAUCAUCGUCUAUUGAAGGAGAGGAAUCAACCCGAUCCAACGAUACGCGUGCUACCACACGUGCUCGGACCAGAAGCACUACUUCAAGCGGAAAUAUGCUUAAUAAGUCUGAUACCCGACAGAGAAAACCGUCUAAAGACGAGUCCGCAAGCACCACUUCACAAAUUAAGACCACUAAAGAGAGCAGCAAGUCCGCUGAAUUUACAGUUGCGAAACGGAAAGCGGACGAGGAGGUAAAUAAUGAACCAAAGAAGGAAGUUAUAGAUUUAGAAACAACCAAAAUUGAGGAAAAGUCCAAUACAAAAUCCUUAACAAGUAAAGGACGCAGUAAGUCCAUCGAGGACAAAGAAAAGACAAGGGGUAAGGAUAUAGAAAACAAUUCAACUACAAAGACUAGUCCGAGAAAGAGUACUGAAACAAAACAGAAAGUACUUUCUAACAGAAGAAUGAGUACUAGGGAGACAGCUGAAAAGAAAACAUUGUCUUCCCCGAAAGAUGCCCGUGUCCCCUCAUCUGCACCCGUGCCUAUAAAAGAAAGACGUCAAAGUAGACGAGAUUCCCAAAUAGUUGAGACCAAAAUUUUAUCACCAACUGUCAAAGUCGCUUCUACAGCUGAUAAGGAUUUUACUGCUCCUGUAGAUAUUCUAGAUGAUAGGAUACAGCCUGGAAUUACUGAAGAUUUUAAUGACACUGACAAAAACUGGCUAGCUAAAGCUUCCAGUCCUAAACUUCAACCACCUCCUGUUGAAAAACCUGGAGAUCACGAAAAGUAUAUGACAGAAGAUAAAUGUCUGGAUUCGGAUUUCGCUGAUAAGAGUAGUUUGAAAAUGAUUGCAAAAAUUCAAGCUAAUCUCAAUGAAAAUACCAUGAUUAAGUCACCUAAAACACCUAUGGAUGCUAGAACUAUGGAUCCAAUGGAUGUGGACAGUUCAAUUGCCCGAAACAUAAGAAAACGUUCCAUAAUUGAUCCUGACAAGAAAUUCAUAACUCAGGACGCUAGUAAUGUUCAAGCUGUUGAGAUUUCUAAAAGCGCUAAAAUUCCAUCAACUGUUAAUCCAUUUCAAAACCGACCUAUGUUUUCACCACAAUCAAAAGAUAACGAAUUGUUUGAAUUUGAUAUGUUGUCAGUUGAGGAUAGUUUUAACCACGAUGAAAUUUUGAAACCGUUCGCGCCUUAUCCCGAACUCUUAUUUAAAGAAGAUUCUAAGGAACAAGGCGUUCAAGAAACCUUUAAUCUUGUGGACAGAUUGAGAGUCCAAUUAAUUAAUAAGAAAGCUCCAGCUGACAUUCCAGCUACUGAUGAAAUAAACAUUCAUGCUGAUAAAACAUCUUUAGAUAAUGAAAGGAUUGGUCCUCAGAGCGACCAUGAUCUGGAAGACAAAAAGAAUUUUGAACCAGAGCCAAUAAAAGAUACUCAAAUGCUACCUAAACAAGACGAUACUGUAAGAUCUAUAAACGAGUCUACUAACUUGAUGCAACAUGACACUGCAGUUGAAGCUAAAGAAAAAAUGAAACUAUCACAGGAUCAGAGUGGUAAAUGGGUCGAAAUAUCUGGUCAACCAACUGCACAUGAAUCGCAUAUUGAAAAUAUUAAUGAGGACAAGUAUGAUACAGUAUCAUAUACUGAAGAUGUAAAAGAACCCAAAACGGUGCUCUCUAUGAAUUCGGUAUCAGAAAUCGGAGACUCUAUUUCAUUAUCUAAACAAAGUGACGAUUCUCAAUCUUUAUCAGUCGUUGAUAAUUCUAUUAUAAGCAAUGAACAAGAUCUUACUCAAGACAACCAAACCUAUGACAAUAACAAUUCAGUAAUCCAUUCAGACUGUGCAACAAUAUCAUCUCCUUACGUAAGCAGCGACUCUAAAUGGAGGGAAAGUAAAAUAACGACUCGCCGUUCAUCAGCUUCUAGUACAAAUUCAGAUGUAUCUCUAUGUUCACAAAAAACAGAAACCAAGUCUCAUAUCGAGACAGAGACACGUCGAGGGCCAAUAUUGCCAGAAAUCGACCCCUAUCCACCGAUGCCUGCGUAUUCAUGUCGCGUGGAACCACCAAUGUCCUUGAACCAAUACACAAGCUGUCCUCCGGACGCAUCUCCAUUCUUGAAUCCAAUAAGCUCAUUGCCCUUUUUUGCACCCGGUGCUUGUGCGUCAUCUCAGUUGCCAUUACCAUCUCCAGGUCCAAGUAUUUAUGGCACUGGCCUACCUUUUACUACCCCUCUUAUGCAGCCACUGCCUAAACCAUCUUUUCCAUUAUGUGCUGCAGCUUUUACGUCUUCGUCCCAAAACAUUGCUCUAACUACGGCUAUGAUAGCUUCGCCGACUCCGAAAAUGAUGGAUUCGCCAAGGGAUGAUAUUGAUGUUACUGGAAGCGAUAAGAUGUCAAUUCAUGUGGUAUCAAGUCCCAGCAUCGAUUCUUUCAAUGAUUCGAGUAAUACAAGAGCUCCAACAAAAAUGUCAAGUGAUAGUAGCGAGGGUGUAAUGAUAAUUCAAUCACAAGAUUCGAAAUCACCUGCCAAAAUUUCAAAACCAGUUACUAAGUUCCCAGGAAAAUCGCCUGGUAAAAGUCCUGGCAUUUCACCAAAACAGUCUGAACCUCCAAAAGGUACCAAGCGGUCAAAUAAUAGAAGUAAUAGAAGUCAAAGAGGCCGUGGUCGGUCUAAGAGCAGAGGACAAGCAAUGCACAACUAUUCUAAUGUCGAUUAUAUGGGUAAUUCAAUUGCAAGUAAAUUAGUAGGAACAGUUUAUGACUUUGAUGAAGAAAUAGCUAAUGAUGGUGUUGGCAUUAAAGCUCUCAGAGAAAGACGGAAAUCUGUUGAUAUCAAAGACGACCGAAAAUCAGAAAAUUCAUAUAAGGAUUCAUCACAAUCGCCACGUACCACAAGUCCUCUACCUGUUAACAAGCGAUCAACAGCUGAACUAAAGCAAGAGAAAUCAAAUAGUCCCGAGAACUUGGACUCGUCGGAGCCUACACCAAAUAAGAAUAAUUCUGGUGCUGGGCUUCAGCCAGUAUUACCAGGGCCAGUUGAUAUGAGAACUUACAAUCCUUUCGAUAACCCUGCCCCAGUUACAAAUGACGCAUACAAUAGCCACUUACUAGCUUUCGCUAGUGGAACCGCUGAUCAACAACUUAUAGACAUAGAUGAAGAUGCAGAAAAACAACUGCAUAGUGCCCUUAUGGCUAGCAACCCAAGACCGGGCUCUCCGACGGCCCACGGAAAACAAGAAACUAUCGAGCCCGCUAAAGAGAUAUUUACACCGCAACUACCUAAAGUUUCUUUGAGUGAUUCCCGUAAUCAGUUGAAGGUGAAGAUAAAAGGCCCAUUUUUGGAUGCAAAUUACUCAACGAGCUCCGUUCAACCUGUGGUCCCGCAGCCGCCGGCACCUAUUCAUGAGCCGUCUACGAAUAUAUUAAAUGCCUCAUGCAGCUCCGCCAAUACUAUGAUGUCUGGGUCGACCAAUUUGCGGCGUAUGCGUAAAAAAGAGUUGCUACGUCAAUAUUGGACUCAAGAUAUGAAUAUGGACGACCCAGGUAACACCUCAACCGUAGGAAGUAUACCGCCGCCCGCCGCACCGCAGCCUCUAGCGCGCGCCGUUAUAACUAUACCUAAAGCUGUGGCGUCUAUGACCAGCAUACCAACAAGAGAAGACUAUAAAGUUUGUGACACACCCAUUGAAAAGAAAAAGCGGAAGACCACGAGCGGUUUGUCUCGUGAGCUCCGGCACUUGGAAGUCAGAAUGAAUGAUGAAGUAGAUCCGGCCGAAGAACCAAAGUUACCGACUUUCGCCGCCAGCUCGAACCAAGCACACAAACGCCGCGGCCGCGUCAACACAAAACCCAGUCGUUCCAGUGCCACGUCGCCCGUUGCACCGAAGUUAAAAAUAAAGUUCGGUUCGAACGUGUUCCCGUCCGUCAACGAGGACACUACAACGUGCUCAACUAAAAAGUCGCAGUUCCGACCCCCUAAGAAACGUCUCCAAACGGUGCCCGCGCCACGUUUCGACGUGAUAAAGCGCGAAAGUAUGAAGUUCAGGAAAAUGGUUAUGGCAGACUUCGAGGACGAGGAGGAGUCAGGAAAUGAGGCCGGCAAGAAGACUAGCAAGCACAAGCCCGACAAGAGCGAAAAGAAGAAAAAGAAAAAAGAUAAAAAGACUGAAAAAGAGAAACUUCAAGUGAUAAAUAGUGAAAGUGAAAGUGCCACUAGGUUGGUGAUUAAGAUAAAGCGUACUAAAGACGAGGACGGUAAAGAGGAGUCGGGCGAGGGUGCGGCCGCAAUCGAUCCCUUCGAUUACGACCCCACCGCGCGCGACCCGCUGGCUAUAGACCCUCCCUUUAGCUCCGACAACUCGUCUCUGCGCAAGGUCCGGACUGAUAAAGUGACUCCUAUACGUUUAAAACUCGCGCGAAGUGCGCAAGGUUCCGGGUACGUAAUGAAGGAGGCCGAGACGGGGAGUGUACCAGUGGAAGGGACUUCCGCGGACGUGACCGCCGCCUCCACCCCGUCCGCCUCCGCCGUGCCUCUCGCCGUCAAUAAACACUGUGAAGUGAGGUGAUACAAACCACGUUCUAGGAGGUAAAUUGGACGAUGCUAUAAAUCUCUAAUGUACAGUAAUUAAUUUAAUGAUAUUUGUAAAUAUAGAAUAAAAUGUAAUAACAAUAAUUCCCCAUUAGUAAUAAUUUACUUUAUCAUAUUAUUUAUUUGUAUAAAUGGAAAGCUCAAUGAUUAACUUAAAGUUAUUAGAGGUGUAUUUAAGUUUGUGCAUUAAAUUUUUGUGCACGAAUAAAUAUUAAUAUAACAUAAAAUUUUAUAUUUUUGUUAAUGUUGCUGUGUUACUUUGUGCCUCACAUGGAAUCUCAUUAUUUACAUUUAAAUAUGGUUGAUAUUAGGGAAAUUAUUUUUAAAACAUGUAUCACAGUGGACAUCACAGGUUGGUAGCGUAUUGGUACACACAGAAAUAACAAACAGUUACACCUUGAGAUUUAGAUUAAAAGACAAGUAUGUCUAUGAAUAUUAUAAUAUUAUGUAACAUGAAUUUUUCAAUUAAGUUUGAUGUCUACAAAAAACCAAGUGGUUUCUUUUAACAUACUAUGGUUUUUACUUAGACGUGCCAUGUAUAU